This is a messenger RNA of Tauraco erythrolophus (red-crested turaco), 1830 nucleotides long. The record is from RefSeq and is a predicted model, not a curated record. NCBI's taxonomy places the organism in Eukaryota, Metazoa, Chordata, Aves, Musophagiformes, Musophagidae.
AUGGAGCCUGCUUCUCCCCAGGAUGAUGUGAAGAAGAGGCAGCAGAAGGAGAAGUCCAAGAAGCCAGUGCCACCAGCAGCUCCCCGGCCAGCCAGGGCUCUGUUCUGCUUAACUCUGCAAAACCCCCUGCGGAAGGCAUGCAUCAGCAUUGUGGAGUGGAAACCCUUUGAGAUCAUCAUCCUUCUGACCAUCUUCGCCAACUGUGUUGCACUGGCCAUCUACCUGCCGAUGCCUGAGGAUGACACCAAUGUUGCCAACUCCAGCCUGGAGAAGAUCGAAUAUGCCUUCCUGAUCUUCUUUGCCAUUGAAGCGAUGCUCAAGAUAAUUGCCUACGGGUUUCUUUUCCAUACGGAUGCCUAUCUCCGAAACGGCUGGGACGUGCUCGACUCGACUUUUCCAUCGCUUAUCACCAUGACCCUGGAGCAGGUCAAUGCGAAGCAGGGAGGGACUUCAGGGGGAAAAGGCGGCUUUGACGUGAAGGCCCUGCGAGCGUUUCGUGUGCUGAGACCCCUGCGCCUGGUGUCCGGAGUGCCGAGCCUUCAGGUCGUCCUGAACUCCAUCAUCAAGGCCAUGGUGCCCCUGCUUCACAUUGCCCUGCUGGUCCUCUUCAUGAUCAUCAUAUAUGCCAUUGUUGGACAAGAGCUCUUCAAGGGCAAGAUGCACAAGACCUGCUACUACCUCGGGACAGAUGUGAUUGCCACGGUGGCAUCAGAGAAGCCAGCCCCAUGCACCAGCUCCGGCCACGGGCGACACUGCACCAUCAAUGGCACCGAGUGCCGAAGCGGCUGGCCAGGGCCCAACGAUGGCAUCACUCACUUUGAUAACUUUGGCUUUGCCAUGCUGACUGUCUACCAGUGCAUCACCAUGGAGGGCUGGACCGAAGUCCUCUAUUGGGUAAAUGAUGCCAUUGGAAAUGAAUGGCCUUGGAUCUACUUCGUCAGCCUUAUCUUGCUUGGCUCCUUCUUCGUUCUCAACCUGGUGCUGGGGGUGCUCAGUGGUGAGUUCACCAAAGAGCGUGAGAAGGCCAAGUCACGAGGCACAUUUCAGAAGCUGCGGGAGAAGCAACAGCUGGAGGAGGAUCUGAAGGGCUACAUGGAAUGGAUCACCCAUGCUGAGGUCAUGGACAGUGACCGGGCCAGAGGAGAAGGUAUGCUGCCAUCGGAUGAAGGAGGGUCAGAGACAGAGAGCUUGUAUGAAAUUGAGGGCAUGAACAAGUGGAUUAUCUACUUCCGUCGAUGGAGGCGUUGGAACCGAAUGUUUCGUAGGAAGUGCAGGAAUGUGGUGAAGUCCAAGUUCUUCUACUGGCUUGUCAUCCUGCUGGUGGCACUGAACACCCUCUCCAUCGCCUCUGAGCACCACUUCCAACCAGAAUGGCUGACACAGGUGCAAGACAAUGCCAACCGGGUGCUGCUCGCACUCUUUGUGGUUGAGAUGCUGCUGAAGAUGUAUGCACUGGGCCUGCGCCAGUACUUCAUGUCUCUCUUCAACCGCUUCGACUGCUUCGUGGUGUGUGCGGGAAUCUUGGAGACCAUCCUGGUGGAGCUCGGCACCUUGUCACCCCUGGGCAUCUCUGUGCUGCGUUGCAUCCGGCUCCUUCGCAUCUUCAAGAUCACCAGGUACUGGACAUCCCUGAGCAACCUGGUGGCCUCCCUGCUCAACUCGGUCCGCUCCAUUGCCUCGCUGCUCCUCCUCCUCUUCCUCUUCAUCAUUGUCUUUGCGUUGCUAGGCAUGCAGCUCUUUGGGGGCAAGUUUGACUUCGAGGACAUGAAAGUGCGGCGCAGCACAUUUGACAACUUCCCCCAGGCCCUCAUCAGUGUCUUCCAGGUAUAG